AAAUCCACACUGAACAGCACACAGUGAACGAUCAUGGGAGAACAGUUGCGUGAACCACACACGUUUCGCCUGUUUGGCGACCACUUGGGCAAAUCCAAGGCUCCGUUGCUCCACAACACGCUUUUCCAGCUGAUUGGAAUCCCGUGGAGAUACGAGAUCCACGAGACAUCUGACCUGGACGUGAUUGAGGGCUUCAUACAGGGCACGGGGUUCGUUGGGUGUGCCAUCACGAUGCCAAACAAGGUGAGGGCGAUCAAGUGUGUUGACGAGUUGGAUUCCAUCGGAGCAGGGUGCGGGUCCAUCAACACAGUGUACCUGAAGGACGACGGCCGUGGCGGUCACGUGACAGUUGGCACCAACACCGACACCGUGGGCAUUAGCCAGUCUCUGAAGUCCAAUUACCCCGAGGAAGUCAGUGAAGGCCGUGGAAAGCCAGAGUUGGUGUACGGAGCAGGCGGUGCGAGCCGCUCUGCCGUGUGUGCGCUGUAUAAUCUGCUUGGUGUUUCCAAAGUGUACGUUGUGAACAGAGUGAAGGAGGAAGUUGACAGCCUGAAGGAAGAUCUCGAGACCAAUGGGUUCCAAGGCGAGAUAGUCCACGUGACUUCACCGCAGAUGGCGUCCACUCUGGAGGCCCCGGUGAUUGCUGUUCUCACGGUUCCAGAUUUCGAGCCCUCCAGCGAGGACGAGCUCCCAGCAAAGGCAACGCUUGAUAUCUUCAAGCAAAAACACCGGACUAGGCUCUUCCAGGAGUUUCUGGGGGCAGAUUGGAAAGUGGUGAGCGGCGUAGAGGCCAUGAUCCACCAGGGCGUUGCACAACAAGUUCUGUGGACAGGCAUUGCCUUAGAAGAACUGCCUGUUGAUGAGGUUGUUCAGCGUAUUUAUAAAUCAAUAGAGAACUAGACGGUAAACACCGAUGCCGUGUGUUUACGAAAAGCGAACAUGAA
Messenger RNA from Williopsis jadinii, 944 nucleotides. RefSeq names its product shikimate dehydrogenase family protein. The transcript is spliced from 2 exons. Gene Ontology annotation, biological process: shikimate metabolic process; chorismate biosynthetic process. The record is from RefSeq and is a predicted model, not a curated record. Gene Ontology annotation, molecular function: shikimate 3-dehydrogenase (NADP+) activity. Bases 34 to 900 code for a protein of 288 amino acids. Lineage: Eukaryota; Fungi; Ascomycota; Saccharomycetes; Phaffomycetales; Wickerhamomycetaceae.